AAGAGAUUGCUGUGAAGUAACAGAGACAGUAAUAGAUGGAGGGUCGUCAUCAACAACAGGGUCUUGGUCAGGCUCGGGGUCAGGGUAGGCAUCAACAGCAGGCAUCUGGCACCAUGGUGAUUGUGGCAUCCGUCAUUGGCUUAGCCAUUGGAGGGUCGCUUCUUGGCUUGAUGGGGCUCACCUUCUUGGCAUCAUUGACACUACUACUUUUCAGCUCGCCGCUCUUGUUGAUCUUCAGUCCUCUCCUGUUUUUCGCCAGUUUGGUGUUUGUGGGAUCACUUGUCGGGUUUGCUGCGGCUGCAACCAUGGCUCUCACCGGCGUGUCGGCUCUCGGGUGGAUUUUUCAGGAGGUUGGAGGCCAAAGGCUUCUGGGUUUUGGCGGUGGCGACGUGGCGGGUAGAGUUAAGGAACAAAGCCAGGUUUGGGGUAGAUAUUUGCAGCAGGGCGGGAUGGGGAUAUGAAGGAGAUGACAUAUAGUCGUGCUUGAACUUGUAAAAUUUUGGUUAUGCUGAAGUCAUCUGCAACCAAAAGAGAGAAAACAUAUGUCUAUGAUUCUUUGUUCUUUCUCUCUUGAUGUAAAAGGUGGGAUUGAUAGUAUGAUCCACGGAAAUCAGAUCCUUUAAUAAAAGACAUAACCACCGUAGUCUCGUAAUUAUCUCCUCAAAAUAAUGUGCAAGACCUUGGAUUGUAUGGGUAUUCAUGCAUGUUACUUAUCCAGGAAGUGACUGGAUCAAACAAUUCCACACAAA
Messenger RNA from Rosa chinensis, 749 nucleotides. RefSeq names its product oleosin. The transcript has a single exon. Gene Ontology annotation, cellular component: monolayer-surrounded lipid storage body; membrane. Lineage: Eukaryota; Viridiplantae; Streptophyta; Magnoliopsida; Rosales; Rosaceae. Bases 36 to 461 code for a protein of 141 amino acids. The record is from RefSeq and is a predicted model, not a curated record. Gene Ontology annotation, biological process: lipid storage.